UGGCUCCUGCUGUAGCCCCCUGACAGCCUAUAACUUUCUUUGGCUUCUCAACGGAAUUCACUCUGCCUCCAUCCAGCCUCCACAUUGGAAAACAGGCAAAGGGAAAAUGAGACAGAGCGUGACUUCAUGACAGAAUGUCCCAACUCCUGGGUUGGGCAACAGUGCCCCCAAGUGACCCCUGUCACUGUUUGAUCCUAAGUAUCCUGUACAUUUGGAUGCCCACUGCCUUGCUAGAAUCCCCUCAGAUAGAGUGGACCUCGGACUCAUUCCAGGGAACUGGAGAACUGGAGGGAGGGGCCUUUGUGACACUGACCACAAACGAUGCCUACGCCAAAGGAGCCUUAGUCCUGGGAUCGUCUCUGAAGCAGCACAGGACCACCAGGAAGCUGGCCGUGCUUGCCACUCCUCAGGUCUCCGACUCCAUGAGAAAAGUUUUAGAGACAGUCUUCGAUGAAGUCAUCACCGUAGACGUCUUGGACAGUGGCGAUUCUGCACAUCUAACCUUGAUGAAGAGGCCUGAGUUGGGUGUCACGUUAACGAAACUCCAUUGCUGGUCACUUACGCAGUAUUCAAAAUGUGUGUUCAUGGAUGCAGAUACUCUGGUCCUAGCAAAUAUCGAUGAUCUUUUUGAGCGAGAAGAAUUGUCGGCGGCACCAGACCCAGGGUGGCCUGACUGCUUCAACUCUGGAGUCUUUGUUUAUCAGCCUUCAGUUGAAACAUACAAUCAGCUGUUGCACCUUGCUUCUGAGCAAGGCAGUUUUGAUGGUGGGGACCAGGGUUUACUGAACACAUUUUUUAACAGCUGGGCAACAACAGAUAUCAGAAAACACCUGCCAUUUAUUUAUAACCUAAGCAGCGUUUCUAUAUACUCCUACCUCCCAGCAUUUAAAGCAUUUGGUGCAAAUGCCAAAGUUGUUCAUUUCCUGGGACGAAUCAAACCAUGGAAUUAUACUUACGAUCCUAGCACAAAGAGUGUCAAAAGUGAGUCCCAUGAUCCUACCAUGACUCAUCCAGAGUUUCUGAACCUGUGGUGGGACAUCUUCACCACCAGCGUUUUACCUCUGCUUCAACAAUUUGGCCUUGUCAAAGACACCCACUCAUACCUAAAUGUGGAAGGCGUCUCAGGAGCUGUAUCACAUCUGUCCCUUGGGGAGAUCCCAGCUGCAGCCCAGCCUGUUGUGUCCUCAGAAGAACGGAAGGAGCGGUGGGAGCAGGGCCAGGCUGAUUACAUGGGAGCAGAUUCCUUUGACAACAUCAAGAGGAAACUGGACACUUACCUCCAGUAGAAACGCUGCCGUUUUCCCAUGGACACAUCCACUUCACAGGCGCUUGUUUCUGAUACUUAGUAUCUCGAGCUGGCUUAGGAAAGGUCUGUUACGAUUGCUAGAAGCUUUGCUAGAAUUCAUCAGAUGAGGGGAUUUUGCAAGACUAACAGGUGAGAACUGGGCAAAAGUUGUGAAGUAGCAGUUCUGUUAUGUGGACAGCGUUCUGCUUGUUAACCCUAGGCUUAUUCAUUACUCAGCUCUUGUCGGAAAUUCUUAAUUUUGCCGACCGCCAGCAUACGUGGUAAGGGAGAGUCAGGUUAAUUAAAAUGGCUGUUAUCGACUCUGAAAAU
Molecule: messenger RNA, 1615 nt
Organism: Lontra canadensis (Northern American river otter)
Lineage: Eukaryota; Metazoa; Chordata; Mammalia; Carnivora; Mustelidae
Gene: GYG1
Product: glycogenin 1
Exons: 7
Coding region: 135-1286 (383 amino acids)
Cellular component (GO): cytoplasm
Molecular function (GO): glycosyltransferase activity
Source: RefSeq, a predicted model, not a curated record